Molecule: messenger RNA, 2222 nt
Organism: Pelodiscus sinensis (Chinese soft-shelled turtle)
Lineage: Eukaryota; Metazoa; Chordata; Testudines; Trionychidae
Source: RefSeq, a predicted model, not a curated record
AUGGACCACUGGUCUGACCCAGCGGAGCUGGCCGAUGCCCGCCGGGCGCUAGACGACACGGCUCGGGAGCGGGCUAAGCUGCAGAUCGAGCUGGGCAAGAUCCGCACGGAGCACGAGCAACUGUUCAUGAACUGGGCCAGAAAAGAAUCUGAUUUUAAUGGAGCCCAAGUUAAACUUCGGGAGUUUGAGGCAGCUCUAAAUUCCAAAGAAGCUGCGCUAGCUACAGCACUUGGUGAUAAGAAAAGCCUGGAAGGUGAACUCGAGGAUUUGCGAGAUCAGAUUGCACAGUUGGAAGCCUCAUUAGCUGCUGCCAAGAAACAGCUGGUAGAUGAAACUUUACUGAAGGUGGAUCUUGAAAAUCGUUGUCAGAGUCUGACUGAGGACUUGGAGUUCCGUAAAAAUAUGUAUGAAGAGGAAAUCAAUGAGACAAGAAGGAAACAUGAAACUCGCUUGGUUGAGGUGGAUUCCGGGCGCCAAAUUGAGUAUGAACACAAGCUGGCUCAAGCACUUCAUGAAAUGAGACAGCAGCAUGAUGCACAAGUGAAAAUAUAUAAAGAAGAGCUGGAACAGACUUAUCAUGCCAAACUUGAGAACGCCAGACUCUCCUCUGAGAUGAGUAGUUCCACAGCGAACUCAGUAAGAGAAGAACUGACAGAAAGUCGUAUGCGAAUUGAAAGCCUCUCCUCCCAGCUCUCAAGCCUACAAAAAGAGUCUAGGGGAUGGCUGGAUAAGAUGCAAGAGCUGGAGGACACGCUGGCUAAGGAAAGGGACAACUAUCGUAGGAUGCUCUCUGACAAGGAAAGAGAAAUGGCAGAGAUAAGAGAUCAGAUGCAGCAACAGUUGAAUGACUAUGAACAACUUCUGGAUGUGAAAUUGGCUCUGGAUAUGGAAAUCAAUGCAUAUAGGAAAUUGCUGGAGGGUGAAGAAGAGAGGUUGAAACUAUCUCCUAGCCCAUCUUCUCGGGUGACAGUCUCUCGAGCAUCAUCAAGUCGUAGCAUGCGCACAACCAGAGGAAAGCGGAAGAGAAUUGACGUGGAAGAAUCUGAAGCCAGCAGUAGUGUUAGCAUCUCCCAUUCAGCUUCUGCUACUGGAAAUGUCUCUAUUGAGGAGAUAGAUGUGGAUGGGAAAUUCAUCCGCUUGAAGAACACUUCUGAGCAGGAUCAACCAAUGGGAGGUUGGGAGAUGAUCAGAAAAAUAGGCGACACUUCUGUCAGUUACAAAUAUACCUCAAGAUAUGUACUAAAGGCAGGCCAGACUGUUACAGUCUGGGCUGCAAAUGCUGGAGUAACUGCCAGCCCCCCCUCUGACCUCAUCUGGAAGAACCAGAACUCUUGGGGCACUGGCAAAGAUGUGAAAGUUAUAUUGAAAAACUCUCAGGGAGAGGAGGUAGCUCAGAGAACUACUGUCUUCAAAACAACUUUACAUGAAGGUGAAGAGGAAGAAGUUGAGGAAGAAGCAGUUGAAGCAAUUGAGGAGGAGGAUCUUUUCCACCAGCAGGGAGACCCCAGGGCAGCUAACAGAAGCUGUGCAAUCAUGUGAAUUUCUUCAGUCAACCAGCUUCCUCAAAUUAUGGUAAUCCUUUCCUAUAGAGCAGAGCCUUCUCAGAAGCACAAUAUUUUUGUAUUUCUUUUAUGUGAAUUUUUAAGCUUCAAGUCUGAUGGCCUUAAUUUCCUUUGUCACAGAAAAGAAAUUUUUUGUAAAGAAACCAUAUCUGUAACUCUCAUACAAGGUGGGAUUUGUUGACAUGAACUAUGUACUGUCUGAAAAUGACCUCUCAAUUUUUUAUGCCAAUCUUUUAUUUUUUAAAUUCUUGUUAAAAGGGAAAUAUGCCACUGUGUUGUGUUGUGUUUGUUUUUUAGAUUAGCCAUCUGCUGUUGAUCCCUUUUUAUAUUUAGGUGCUGUCAGGGAGUGGAAAGCAUUUCCAAGAUGAUGAUUUCUUUUGUAUUGAAGACUUGGUUUUUGUAUUACGUAAUCAAGGUUACAAAACCUUUUUUAUAGAAAAGACAAGCUUUUCUUGGGGGGGGGGGGGGGUAAGCACUCAUCAAAGGAUGAAGGAAACAACAGAACUUGUUUUAUUGGUACUUUUUUCUUUACUUAGAUUCUUAACCAUGGGUGGGGGGGGAUGUUUCAUGUUGAACAUGCUAGUUGUGAUUUUAAAGAUAGUGUAACUUGCUUAAAGUUUCUUAUGUGAUAUUAACAAAUAAAAAGCUGUUUUAAUAUGA